CAUCGAUGUUUCACGCUCCUCUAUGGACAAUUUAUCAUUGGUGUGGCUAUCGUUUUACACAUAAUCGGGACGGAAAACCUAACACAAUCAGAAAAGCCCCCGAUUCACUUACUUAAGCGCAAACAUAUCGUUGCUAUAUGUGGCUCUUAUUAAAACGCAUUCCCUUCGAAGUUAAAUAUAGACUUAGAUUCUCAUUCACUGCACAGAGAUCAUAAACAUAGCAUGGCCGACCUAAUACACUUGGGAAACAUAGAUGUGGUCAUUCAGAAAGACAAACCCGGAUCGCCCACGGGCUGUUCCGAUGAUGGAAACUUAGCAGGACUGGGUGCCAUGAGUGGCUUGGGCAACGUAAUGGUUGCGGGUGGCAUUGACCUGGGUGACUUGGCCCUGGAAUUGGAUCACGAUGAAUUCGAUGGACCCCAUAUGCUGAACGGCGAACGUCCAGCGAUUAUUGCUCCUCCGGAAAGUGAAUGGUACCAUGGCCGACUAGAUCGUUACUCUGCUGAGUCACGUCUGCGGGGAAGCAGUAAAUUGGGAAGCUAUUUAGUUCGGGAAAGUGACCGCAAGCCUGGCUCUUAUGUUCUAAGUUAUUAUGGGCGCACCGGCAUAAACCAUUUUCGGAUCACAGCCGUGUGCGGAGACUUCUACAUUGGUGGACGACAAUUCAUUUCCUUAAGCGAUCUUGUUGGCUACUACACCUCAUGUAGCGACUUACUAAAGCGCGAACGGUUAACCAUACCAGUAGCUCCGCCAGAGCCAGUCAAUGACAAGAAGCGCGUCGUAGCCAUCCUGCCUUACACAAAAAUGCCAGAGACCGACGAGCUGAGUUUCCAAAAAGGUGAUAUUUUCUUCGUGCACAAUGACAUGGGCGAUGGAUGGUUGUGGGUAACUGCCCAUCGUACUGGCGAGCAGGGAAUGAUUUUCAGGGAACUUGUGGACGAUUUGGAUGUGUCUAUCGAUCCCAAUACCGUGUUUCCUUGGUUUCAUCCUAAUUGCACUAAAAACGAAGCCGUCGAUAUGUUGGUUAAAGCUGGACCAGGAAGUUUUUUGGUUCGUCCGAGCGACAACUCCCCUGGCGAUUACUCUCUUUUCUUCCACAUAAACAACCAGAUCCAACGCUUUCGUAUAGAGAAGAAAGGUGUGCGAUAUUUGAUGGGAGGGCGCACUUUUGAAUGCCUGGACGCGGUAAUUAAUCGAUACCGCAAAGAGCAAAUUGUAGAGGGUCACUCACUCAAUCAUCCGGUUGUUAAUGGUAUUCAACCAGAGUUUAAUCAGCAAUACGUCGUGGAAAAAGCCGCUGAGAAGAUAUAUGCGACACUACGCGAAUGCCGUGACCAAAUCGGCCUUAAGAAGAUCAAAGGCAUCAAACACCACGGGCACUUAAACAAAAAAUCCGACAAAACGACCAAGUGGAAACAACUUUAUUUCGCUUUGAUCAAUGACGGCUCUGAGACGCAACUGUGCUUCUAUGACAAUCCCAAGAAAACCAAACCGAAGGGUUUGAUCGAUUUGUCAUGUGCUUACCUCUACCAAUGCCACGAUUCCCUCUGGGAACGACCUUACUGCUUUCAAAUUGUGGAGAGGGCCUUGCCCUGCCUGGCCACAGUUACAUAUCUUUGUGCUCCUAGUCAGGAAAGCUAUGUGGAAUGGAUAAACUCUCUCAAGGCGCAGUGCGACUCACAGUUGAGUCGGGCUCAGAAGAAGGUAUCCCGACUUCGCGAGCUCCGUUGUCUCAACCUGCACGUGCUGGAAGCUCAUCGCCUACCCUUCAAACUAGUGCCACAUCCAUACUGCAGUAUUUCACUUAAUCAAGUCAAAGUGGGCAAAACGCGUGUCAAAAUUGCCCCUGAACCCGUGUGGGAAGAGGAAUUCGUACUAGACGAUGUCCCGCCAGAUGUGGUCUCCCUAACUAUAACGUUGAUAUCACGCGGGAAGCGCGGCAAGGACUCUGAAGUCGCCGAUCUAACCAUUGAACUAUCCAGUCUGAAGAAUGGGCAGGAGACGGAGGGCUGGUACCAACUCACGGGCAUGACGCCGAUGGGCGAGUGGGGCUCGUUGCGGCUGCGUAUGCGCUACCUCGACGAUCUGAUAAUGCCUUGUGAGGAGUAUAGUCCCCUCCAGCAACUGCUUCUGGAGUCGGAGCUCUACGCGGUGAAGGCCCUGGCAGAGCUCUGCCACAAUGAUCGCGUCCCCUUGGCCACGGCCCUGCUGCGAGUGUUCCGGCAGGAGAAGCGGGAAACAGAAUUGAUCCGAAUGCUUUGCCAGGCGGAGGUGACGCGCGAGAACGAGACGACAACGCUUUUCCGGGGCGCUUCCUUGGCCACAACACUGAUGGACCUAUAUAUGCGCACUGAAUGCAGCGGAUUCCUGCAGUCGGCCGUCAGCGAAACUGUGCAGCGCAUUCUGGAAAGUAAGCAGUCGGCUGAACUCAACCCAACCAAAAUGGACGUCAAUGAUGACGCCUGCACGAACGCAGAAUUCCUCUUGCAAAUACUGGAUCUGGUUACACAGUCGAUAUUCACCUCGCCGGACGCCUGUCCCCGAAAUGUGCGCUUUAUUUGCAACUGUCUUCAGAAAGCUGUGAUGGCUAAGUGGCCAACAGAGCGGCUGGUGCGGACCCGAGUCGUCUCUGGGUUUAUAUUCUUGCGUCUACUAUGCCCAGCGCUGCUGAACCCACGCCAGUUCGGUUUGGUCAGUGAGACGCCUCCUAUGGCAGCCACUCGUUCUUUAGUCAUGGUCGCCAAGUGUCUGCAAAACCUAGCCAACUUGAUUGAAUUUGGAGGCAAGGAACAAUACAUGGAGGUUGUCAAUCCGUUUAUUUUAAAAAACAAGGAACGAAUGAUUGUAUUCUUGGAUCAACUAUCCCUAGUUACCGAUCCGAAUCAGCCGCUUGGAAUGUUUGUGGAACAAAGCACAAAUCUCAAUUCGCAAGACACGGGGCGCGAGCUGGCUACGUUACAUCACAUCUGCGUAUCACAUUCGCAAGAACUUCACGAAUUAUCUAACAUACUUUCAAUUAAGAAACUUGUCACAGUUACGGAUAUGUUGACCAAGCAUAAACUGAAGUACCGCGAGAUGAUCAGCUAAAAUAAAUUGCGAAGACCGGAUAAUAAAAGCACUGUCUUCUUAUCUACAAGUCCCUUCAUACCUUUUUAUAAAAUAUUUAUAUGUGUAUACUAUUAGAAUACAUAAAAUAAGAACUCAUAAUAACUGGUUGCAUUGUAUUGGAAUAGUAAACAAAAUAUCAUUUAUAAAAAUUAUUUAUAUGAAAUGAAAUAAUAUUUAACUGACCGGUAUGCAUUUAUUUACUAUUAUUAGAAUUACCUAUAAUACACCAGCUUCAACGGCGUACUCCGUAUAGCCGCAAACUUA
This is a messenger RNA of Drosophila rhopaloa, 3372 nucleotides long. RefSeq names its product ras GTPase-activating protein 1 (gene vap). The record is from RefSeq and is a predicted model, not a curated record. Gene Ontology annotation, biological process: regulation of GTPase activity. Gene Ontology annotation, molecular function: protein binding. NCBI's taxonomy places the organism in Eukaryota, Metazoa, Arthropoda, Insecta, Diptera, Drosophilidae. The transcript has 9 exons. Bases 223 to 3087 code for a protein of 954 amino acids.